GGAUAGACUCCAGAUCUAGUCGUCGUGACGUUGGACUAGUAGUUUGAACUAGCGAAGACAGUUUGACGAAAGAGUGCUAAGAUGGGAAGAUUUGCGUCGUUGAUUCUACUGCUAGCAGCUUUCGUUGGAUGCCAUUCGGCACCAGCCAGCACCAUCAUCCAUCCGGCUCAGUACUAUCUGCUGCAGCCCCAGCCAACGACCCUCAAAAUUCAACCGCAUCUGAUUCAACCGAUCCAGCAGCUUAAAAUCCAGCCAAAACAACAGCUGAUCUACUACUACCCAUCGAUUCCACUGGGCGGUCAAAUCCACGACAAACCCCUACAGCUAAUUACCCUCAAGGAGGAGGAGACACCCUGGUGGCAGGGAUUCGUUAACUUCUUCCAGCCACCAAACUCGGAGAAACCAGCCGAAUCUCCGGAACCCAGCCCCGAGGCUCCAGCUGAGGCAGAAUCGAUGAAGAAGCAACAAACGUUCAUGAUUCCGGCCGAUGCCGAACAGCUUCCGUCCAAGGCGGGAGUCCAAUACAGUCCACAACCGCAAGGUCAUCGAUACUACAUCCUAUCCGGUACGCCCCAGUUCUAUGGAAAUUUUGAUGCCCUGCAGAACCCACUGAGUCCUGUCUUUAGUCUGCAGCCUUUGCAAGCCAUUCAUGCUCGUGCCAAUUCAGGCAUCCUAGCCGAGGCUGAACAUCAACGACUGCAGCCCCAGAUUGUGACAUCAGUUGCUCCGAUUGCACCUGUUCCGGCUCUGGUUCCUGCUCAGCUGAAGAACGAUCUGCUUGAGUCCCAUCCAGACAAAGUUCCUGCCGGCGACCGUACCUGGGCACGCUCUUUGGAUGAAGAACCAGCUCCGGAACCACAGCAGCAGGAGUUGCCACAGGUUCAGGGCCGUUCACAGCUAGAUGAACCAAGCGAUCCAAUGCCACCGCAAUCCGAAGUCGAGGAGCGACAACAAGAUGACGAGGAAACUUCUCGAGCAUCGAAAGAUCCAUCUGUUGCUGCAGUUAAACCUGGAGCGCUGGCUGUUGCCGGGGGUGGUGGUAUAGCCGCUGCUGCUCCUACCGGAACCGCAAUCGUUGGCAAAAAUGGUCUUGCUUUGUCUUCACCAUCGGCAACAUCCGUUGCCGGUGGUUUCUUCGACGAGGAUGAGGACAAAAAGGACUAAUUUGGGAGCAGCAAGAGCAGUUCCGCCUGAACAACGACUGAUUCCACCAGACCCCGCGUACAGUUAUCUUGAACUCGGUACUAGAUCAAUUAGUGAUAAUAUUUAAAAUAGUGAGCAGCAGAAAUCUCAACAAAGGUGCUGGUAGUAAAAGCUUAUUGGGUGAUCUACUCUGAUUAGGAAGAGUAAGAGCAUCCCCUCUUCUGGCAAGCAAUAUUUAAAUCGAGGAUAUUUUUGUAUACGUAAACUAAAACAUGACCCGGCUGUCACGAAUGGCCGCGGUUGUAAGUCGGACUGACAAUCCCACCUCAAAGAGAGCGGGAAUUACAUCUAGACGUAACAUAACGAUUAGGGAUUCAAAAUCUUAGCGCAAGGAGACAGUAUUUUGGUAAUUAAAACAAAAUAAUAGAUACUAUUCAUCGUUCAUUAGACUAAGGUACAUGUAUCAUUCAUCAUGAAUCAUCGCAUCAUGCAUCGCAGCCAGCUGAUAGAUUGAGCUGAAGGUUUUCAGUGUCACUGCCAAUGAACUUGAAUUGCUCUCAAAAUCACAGCUCAAUCUGAGGGAACUCAUAUUUAACAAAUGUC
Molecule: messenger RNA, 1746 nt
Organism: Topomyia yanbarensis
Lineage: Eukaryota; Metazoa; Arthropoda; Insecta; Diptera; Culicidae
Exons: 2
Coding region: 82-1164 (360 amino acids)
Source: RefSeq, a predicted model, not a curated record